AUGGUGUCCUCAAUGGAUUGGACGGGUUAUUUUUCUCCAUUUUUGUCCGUUUUCUUUGCUCUCAUUCAGCUCUCUGUUUCAGAAUUAACGCCAGAGCAAUGUAGAGAAUUAGGAUUUUCGGUUAAUCUUCUCUGUAGCUCGUGCGAUGAAUUAAAACCCUUUAAUCUUACAUCGGAACCGUCUCUUGAGGCGAAUUGUCGAAAGUGCUGCCAUGCGGAUGAACAAGAAGAAGCCACUAAGGUUUGAAUUGCGUUAUUUUCGUCACUUUUUAUGAGAGUUUCGUUCGAAAGAAAGAUAUUUGUUCCCUUUUAACAAUCUAUUGAUGUAAAUUUAUGUUGUUCCGUUCUUAUGGUCUGUUUGUGACGUCAUCACCGCCAUCUUGGCUGCAAGCUAUGGUGCCGAAUUCGUGAAAAUCGCUAAUUUGUUAUAAAGAUGUUCUAGUUAGUGUUUAUCUCAUAAUUUUAGUUCAUACAUGAUAAGUAUAGAAUCUCAGUUCAGAGAGAAGAAAAGUUAAGACCUUGAUGAUCAAACUGAGAAGCGCACUAUAUGCAUCAGUCAAUUUUCAGCUGCGCCCAUGCCUCCCCCCCCCCACCCCCCGGUUCACUUCCGGGCAUUGGGGAGCUUGAUGAUGAUGAUGGCAAAGGCAGUGAAAAUGUCUUUAUAAAAAUGAAUUUUUCAAAAAAUGCAUUAUAAAAAUGCAUUUUAUAAAAAUGCAUUUUUCAAACUUUGUUGCAUUUAUUCAAACUUGCUUUUAAUGUCAUCAUCAUCAUCGGUUCGCCAAAGAGCAGUCGACUGUAAGUCAUCUCCAACUGGCUUGGUUUUGGGCAGUGCACACGAUAUCAUCCUCUGAGAAAUGCUUUUUCUGAUCAAUUCAUAUUUCCUGGACUUGGCUGGAAAAGGACUUAUACCGUCUCCUUGGGGAUCUUCACCCGUGGGGGUUCAUACAACCAUAAGAUGUUAGUGGGUUAAUGUCGAAUGUGGGUGAAUUUCCUGGGGGACCGCACCCAAAAUAAAGUUUGUACCAGAAAGCAUGCGGCACAUGCAAAAUUGUUGUGUUGCUUAUUCAAACCUAUUGGUUUUUUGACAUUCAUGUUGCCUUCAUAGUCAUUGUAACAAAAGCUCCCUAGUAGCUUUACUUUUGUUUUGGAUGAAAAAUUCCCAGGGGUGACAGUGACAAGACUUGAGCUGCCAAAUGCCCCACAGUGGGGAUGAAAAAAGAGCUGGGCAAACGUCCUGUCUCCAAUCAACACUUUAGCAGUUUUCAUUCAUUGCCAUGCCACUUCCAGCAGUGAUGUGUGAUUUUUUAUUUCUGUACUCAUGCCUGUCCAUCAUUUAUUGUUUGUAAUAGCAUUAUCUGAUGUUAAUCAAGACCUCAUAAACAACACUAAUAAAUAAAUAUGAUUCUCAUUUUAAUCAUUUUUUAUUAAUUUUUAUAUUCAUAUUGCUCUGAGUUAUAACAAAUAUGUCUCUGCAAAUGCAAUAAUAUUAAAAUAUAUUCUAAAACCAGUAUUUUUGGUUCUGAGGUCUAAUAUUAUCAUAUUUUUUGUUAUUCAGAAGUAUGCCUUUGGUACCCUUGAAGUGUGUAACUGAAAGUUGGGAAGGUUCCCUCAAAUACAGGGUAAGGAACACAGGCCUGUUUCUGGCAACUUUUGCUGAUUGAAAGUCUUUGUGCUUCUUUAGAAUUUUAAAGGCGGGGUCAAGAGUUAAGUUAUGGCAAAGAAAUUACAAAACAUGGUCUUCAUAGCAGGGUUUUAUCCUUGGCCUCAAAUGUUACAUAUCACUUCUUGAACAGCCUCUCUAGUAAUUUAUGUCAAUCAGUCAGACUAGUGACUGGUAUACUUUCUCAACUUUUUUAAUAGUCACACAUAAAAAAUGUGCUUUAUUUGGGUGCUAACGCAUGUAUUUACAUGCAGCACGACAGUACUAAUUCAGGGCACCAUAAUUUUUUACAUCUCCUACUGGAGACAGCAAAUGUCUAGCUGUUUGCAGGGCAAAGUAGGUACCUUCACACCCUGACUGAGUAUUGGUCUGGCCGUGGGGAUGAAACUUGCGACCUCCCAUGCUGAACCUGCAAGCAGCCUCCUAACUGUAGAAAAAACACUAAUUAUUAUUAAACAUAUAUAUUAAAACUUUGUGGCUUGGCACAUGACUUUCAAACACAGGUUGCCAAAUUACUGGUAACAACUUUCACCAUGUUAUUUGCCAUGAUUUUUUCUAGUCCCCAUGUUGUCCAAAAUGGUCACAGCAUAGGGGCCUGCUUACAGGAAGCACAGAGGCACACAAUUUUUACCAACUGAGGAUACUGGGCCCCACAUAAGAUAUUAAUUUUAUAAGAUUUUAUAUCUCAACAAAAUCCCACUGUUAUACAAAAAUACCUAAGAGACUUCUCAGUGUGGGGUGCCUGUUUAAAUCAGGGACCAGAUGAAAGAGGCAGUUUUAUUCAAAUUAUCCUGGCCUAGAAAUGACCCUGAAAAAGUCAGGGUAUGGAGGGGGGGGGGUGGUGUUGGGAGGGAGUCCUUCCCUCUUUUUUUCACAGUCAAACCUCUCCACAAUGGCCACUUUGGGGACAGAAGAAAGUGGCCAAUGUGGAGAGGUGGCCUUUAUGGGGAGGUAGGAGUCAAAUAUGACAAUUUUUUUGGGGGGAGUACAACAUGUGUAUCCAGCUGAGUUCUUGCUUACUGUAUCCCAUUAUGUAUCUAUAAUAUUAUUAUAAAAAGAUAAAAAUACACAAAAAGCUUUAUAAUGAAUAAAGGUUUGAAUCAAAAUGUUAACAUGACAAAAUGAGCACGGUUCGCAGCAUUCACUAUAAGUAUUGUAGACAAUUUAGCUCACUGCAGCAGUAUAAAUGGAACACAAUCAAAGUAAGACUGUUGCGAUUGAUCGUCAACGCGCUAUAUGGAUCAAAUUUCACGACCAUUCUUCACUUUUUCAUCAGUAGUUGAAAAAAUUGGCCAUUGUCGAGCGGUUAUUUUGGCAGUUGUGGACACACUUUAUUGGCCAUUGCCAUUGUAGAUAGGAUUAAACAAGAGUCAAUGUAUGGACUGUCCGUCAGGACAAAAAAGUGGCCAUUGUAGAGAGGUGGCCAUUGUGGAGGGGUGGCUGUUGGUGAAGGUUCAAUAGCCUGUGAAGCGCAGACAUAUUUCCAGUCAUCGCUUCUCUCCCUCCGAAAAUUAACUAUUUUUGGUGGGAGAGAAGCAACGACCGAAGGUUCAACUGUAUUAGCAAUUUUGUAAAGAGGGCUUUUUAGCCUCAAAAUAUUUUAUUCAGUGAAAUAUAUUGUUUCUCUUGAUGUUCUAAAUGGUGUUGCAUCAGUUCUGAUAUGUUAUAUUUUGUUUGUAACAGCCUUUGUCCGGAGUGAUAGGCCUGCCAAGUUUCCUAAUCUAAGGAUAAACGUAAGUUGUCCAUCCCUCGAUCAUGGUCAGUUAUUUUUAUUCCCACUGCAGUUGGUGCUAGUAGGUAAUUUUAUCAAUUUUUCAGCGACCUGCAAUGUCGUAUCUAAAUCCAUAGUUAUUCUUAUUAUCCUUUUGCAUGUAUGAACAUGUACACAAAGUGUCAUUCUCUCCUUGCAGUUUGUUCGAGGGGCCGAUCCAAUUCUUAAGCUUCAUGAUGAAAACAAUGAGGUUCAAGAGGAGUUAAGGUGAGUGUACAGGUUCUCACUAAACUUCUUUUUGAUGAAGAAAGCCUCAUCAAUGUAAGUGUAGUAUUGAUAGUAGUUGUCCGUGCCCUCCUAUGCACACUUGAUAAACAGACAGCUCAAUUUACAGCUACUGUGACAAAUUAGCAAGUGGACAACAGUUUUCCAUGAUCAACCAUAAAAAUGUGGUCAAAAUGUUCAAAACUCAAGCAGGACCACAAGCUGCAGGCGAGUGGUUUCACUGCAAAAUUUUAAACAUUUUGACUUCAUUCCUAAAUGUACAGACCAUGGAAAAUUGUUGAUUUGUUUUCUAUAAAAUACUAUAACAUUGACAAUUUUUUCUGGUCCAUUAAAAAAUUGCACAUGCCACAAUGAGGAAAUCAUAUUUGGCCACUACCAGGUCAUUUCCAUGGCCUAUACUCUUAUUGACCAUAGCUCUUGACCAAUCAGUGCACGAGAAAUCACUCAGUUAUUGUAAAAGCCCCAUUUGAGCUACCUUUGUAGGUUGCAACUUUUGUAGGUAGUCUUUUGCAGCUUAGGGAGCUUAGCCUCCUGCCUAGAUUAGAAUUUUAGCUAUUGUAUAGGUGGCUUUUUACCUUAUCUUUGUAAGUAGUGUUGUCUUUUUCCUCAUUUUUUUCUGUGCAUCGUUUAGAAAUAAAGUCCUUGUCUUGUCUUGCUCAGAUUAGUUGACUUUUUUGGUGACCAUAAAAUACAGUCACAGCAAUCAUGUGCAAACCGGGCUACAGAUAAUUUAUCAUUCACACAAUGUAUUCUUUCUUUUAGUAUUGAAAAAUGGAAUACGGACAGUGUCGAAGAAUUUCUACUUGAGAGACUGAGAUAAACAUCAAGAGGGGAAUGACAGUCAAAAGUGGAAACUUUUCACAAUAUAAUGAAGGCUUCACCUGAAACCUUUUACUGGUGUGUGAAGUUGGAGAAAAUGCUGUGUAAAGGACUUCCAUGUGAUACAAGAAAAGGAUUGAUCUGAAAAGUUAUAUUAAGUUUAAUUGAAAUAUUUAUUGUCACCUUGUCUACACUACAGGCAUCAAAGUUAGCCAUUACAAUCUCUUUAACCUAGUAGCUGUUAAGGUUGUUGCAAACUAAUGCUGUUUGAUGCUAUUUUUUUUCAAACUGCAUCUGUAGAGCCUUUUUCUUUGCAAAAACUAUUUUCUCGGAACUAUUCACAACUCAAGUAAAAAAUAACGCGGAUAAGGAUGAAUGACAUUUCGGUGUCAUCUUGACGCCAUUUUCAAGAUGACACCAAAACGUUUAUUCUUAAUGUCUGUGUUAUUUUUUUACUUGUCUCUGCAUAACUAACCCUUUGCUUACUCACAACUCCUUCAUGAAAACCUGUAAGAUUAUUUUUCACAAGUAAAAGUAAACUACGUAUUCUUAUAAAAGGAUGGCAACUCAAGGAAGCAUUGUUUAUAUGAUGACUUUACAGUAAACUUAACAUGAGCUCGUAAAGUUGGAAAGUUUAACAUGAUCCUGAUUUUGCAGUAUCUGCUAUGUGUAAUAUGUAGUUUUUGUUAUUUCUGAUCAGUUACUUUGGCAAGGGUAUUAACUAGUACAAAGCAAUAAACAUUUUGUUUUGAAUAACUUUGUGGUUUUAGAAGUGUUUAAAUUUGAGGAUACCUUUUAUUGUGUGAGCUGUAUGUUAUCUUUCAGUCCAAUUUUUCCUUAAAAAGUUGGUAACCAAGUAAAUGGUGGAUAAGUUUGCAACAUCAUAAUUUAUUCUUAACUUGAAAGUGAUUUAG
This is a messenger RNA of Porites lobata, 5388 nucleotides long. The record is from the annotation of a GenBank genome assembly. Lineage: Eukaryota; Metazoa; Cnidaria; Anthozoa; Scleractinia; Poritidae.